AUGCGGAGGAAGACCUGCGGCCAAGACUCGGUCGCUUGUCACUUGUCACAGGCAGGCACAGCAGCGGGGGAGGCGAGGAUGGACACGGUCGUGGAGAAGUUGGUGGCCGGAGGAGCCUCGCCAGGGUCCGCCGAGCUGCGAGGCAGAACUUCUCUGUCUGAUACAGUGGCCACAUGUGACCAGGAGCUGUUGCCUGUUGUGCAGAAAGCAUUGUCUGCACUUCAGGAAGCUCUCUUAGAAGAAGGAUCUUUCCCUGGAGGAAAUUCAGAAGAAAUUAGAAGCUGCAGAAGAAAGACGAAGUCCCAUGAAGCUGAGGUCUUGAAGCAGCUUGCUGAGAAAUGGGAUCACGAGAAAGAAGUGCUUCAGAAAGCGAUAGAGGAGAACAACAGCUUCAGUAAAAUGGCGGAAGAGAAGCUGACCCACAAGAUGGAAGCCAACAAAGAGAACCGGGAGGCACAAAUGGCUGCCAAACUGGAGCGUUUGCGAGAGAAGGACAAGCACAUUGAAGAAGUGCGGGAGAACAAAGGCUCCAAAGAUCCUGCUGAUGAGACUGAAGCCGACUAA
Rangifer tarandus platyrhynchus (Svalbard reindeer) is the source of this 564-nucleotide messenger RNA. The record is from the annotation of a GenBank genome assembly. NCBI's taxonomy places the organism in Eukaryota, Metazoa, Chordata, Mammalia, Artiodactyla, Cervidae.